Orbilia oligospora ATCC 24927 is the source of this 3288-nucleotide messenger RNA. RefSeq lists its product as uncharacterized. The coding region runs from base 1 to 3288 and encodes 1095 amino acids. The transcript has 3 exons. The record is from RefSeq and is a predicted model, not a curated record. NCBI's taxonomy places the organism in Eukaryota, Fungi, Ascomycota, Orbiliomycetes, Orbiliales, Orbiliaceae.
AUGCCGUCCUGGCCCUGGAGUCCUCGACUUUCUCGAUCCCUUGAGUCGUCUCGAUCUCCUUCAGCAGAACCCCAAACCCCUACUACACCUGGUUCAGCAUCCCUUUCGCCUUGGGUUGAACCCGACUCCGACCAAGAUGGUGAUAAUGAUGAUGAUGAUGAAAUCGUAAACUCUGCUAUUAAAGAAAAGAGCGGGAAGGCUCUCAAACAUAAUUCAUACGACUCCAACUCUCAGCGGCAGAAUAAACUAAAGUCAGCCACUCGUAGUAAAACCCUGCGCAGACCUAUCCCUUCAUUUGAUGAAUUUGCAAAUUCGAUUCCAGAGGAGGCUACCCCAGGAUUGGUAGUGUAUGAGAACGGUGCCGCGGCGGCUUCGACUUCCUCCACAACGGCCGCCGCCACCACCAAAUCCACAACCACCAGUAUUACCACCGGGUUUGAUGAGAAACCCUCUCAGGAGAUUCUGUUCCCCGGUAACCCAGAAGAUUUCCAUCCGAUUGAAGAAGUCAGAAAAACAAUGCCUCCAGUUCUUCCUCCUCCUCCCCCUCGAAGAUCCAGUUCUCGAGCAUCAUCCCGCACCACACUUAACACACCGACAAAGGAAAGAAAAGGCAAAGAGAGAGAAAAGGGGAAAGAAAAACAGCACAUCGACACCGACCUACCGCUCUUAAAUCGAGAACUCUGUGAUAUCGAAAUGUCGCCGAAAAAUAUGCCCUCCGAAUCGAAGAGUGGCCUGUUAAAGGAGGAGUCGACGGAUGCUGAGGUUAUACGGCUUCGAAAGAUGUGUGAAGUUCUACAGGAGAAAAUCAUACAAAUGAGCCAGCAUACACCACCGGCCCCAACGUCGAAUUCGAGGCGUUCUUCUUUAAUCAUCGGUGAUAGGUUAUCGAGGGCGAAAUUCAAAGACAUCCCAUCCGAAGAGCUGGCCACCGAGGGCCACCGAGUUGCACAUGUCAUGCGGGUCAUGAAUGAACAACUCCAGAAGAAACUUGAACUCCGCGAGAAACUUUUAUUCCAAAGAAACUCCCACAUAAGUCAACUCGAACAGACGCAUGCCACACAGAUCGAAGAAUUCCAUGCCGCUACCAAAACUGAUAUACAGAAGAUGGUUACGGCCUAUCAGAAGGAGAUUUCUGAAAUGCAUCAGAGGAAUCUUUUGCAGAUAACAAAUCUUCGAAAUGAACUGGAGGGGAAGAUGAAGAUCAAAGAGAUGCAAAGCCACCACGAGAAGUCAAAGUUACUGUCGGAAAUCGACAUUCUAAAACGAAGGGAGGCGGAUCUAAUUGCAUCCCAUGAAAUCGGGAUGCAGGAGAGGGAGGAAUUGUUUGAGAAAGAUCUCGCAUCUCUGAGAGAAAGUAUUGUUGCAACUGAGGCCGAGUUUCGAAAGAAUUACGAGGCAAAGUUGGAAACUCUACGGGAGGAACAUGAGAAGGAAAUCGCAGAACUCAAAAAAUCCAUCAUCACACGACCUCUCGAUUUAUCCGACGAUGUCGACAGAGAUAUUGUCGCGCAGAAGAUCGCCGAUCUUGAAAGUUCGCUAUCGGAGCAUAUCGAGGAACUAACGGCCGAAAGAGAACGUUCUUUGGAAUUGCAAGUUGCACUCGAUGCCUCCGAAUUCUCCCGUCAGACCGAGAAAGAGAAACUCGAACAUGCCGUUCAGGAAGAAUCCGCCAAGCGGGAAGACUUUCAGAAACACGAACAGCGAAUCCGAGCCCAACUAUUAGCCGCCUCUGAUGAAAAACGCAAGGAGUGUUUAAAACACGAACGAGCGCGGUACGAACGUCUAGUUCGUGAAGAAAACAUCCGACGAAAAGCGGCUUCCGACAGAUACGAGUCCGAAUUAAAGGAACUCAAGCAGAAGAAUGCGGAACAAGUAGAACUUUUCCGUCUGCAAAAGGAGUCGAUCUUUGAGUUACACGAAAGGGAUCUUCAGGAAAUGGAAAAAAGGAUUGUAGCUGAACAAGCCAAGAUGGCAGAGUACGACACAUUGCUAGAAACUGUGAAGUCCUCUAGGAAAGAAGAUCGCAAGCGGUUCGAAUGCGAGAAAGCGGAUAUUAUAGCCGCUCAUGACAGGGAGAAGGAGGCAUUUGCGCAGGAAAGGCUUAUUCUAGUAGCCGCACAGACGAGGGAUAAAAAACUCGCCAAUGCUGAGAAGGAGGCCCUUGAGACCGACUUGAAGAGAAUGUCGAACAACUGCGAGGAGCUUCUACACCGUAGGGUGAGGGAUAGCAUUGGUAGUGCCAGUACUCGAUCUCGCCGGAGCUACACCAUUAGCGAAUCCGGUGCCCCGGUUUCUGAAGAAGAUGAGGCUGAGAAGCGGAUUGCGGCAGAGGUUGCAAAAGUCACCGCUUAUUCCGAGUCCCAGCAGAAGGACUCGACAGAAAAAUAUGAACGACAGACAGCAAUACUAAAGGCUGAACUUCAAGCCAUCCAAAAGCUUCAGACUAAGAUCAAUGCCCAGGUCGCGGAGGACGAGAAGAAGAUCGCAGAAUUGACCACAGAGCUUGGUUCUAAGAAUGCAGAGAUUGAACGCCAAGCCGGGAUCAUUGCUGACCUUGAACUUCAACUCGAGUCCGAAAAAGGCAAAUUCAAGGAUAUCCUCGAACGCAAUGUUUCACUUGAAAAAAAUCUAUGGGAGCAGAAGGAGGCCGCAAGUGAAGCCACCAAAGAUUUCCAAUCCCAAAUCAAAACCCUGAAUGAUGAAAAACAAUCCCUGCUAGCCACCAUUGCCACUGCUGGCGUUGAAGACAAAGAAUCCGCUGGCGAGAAACUCAAGCAAGCGAUUUCACUUGGCUAUGAAGCCGAGCUACAGGAACUCGAAGCCCGCCAUAAGGAGGUCAUCCAAACCAACAUCAAUGCUCUCUUCAAACUAGAAAACCUUGUUCGCCAUUUUGUCAACAUGUCUGGGGAACCACCGCGCUCGCCAUCAUUCAUUGGUACCCCGCGCACCCCGUGCUUCCUUGGAGAUGUGUCUACGCCUAUCACAGAUGUUUCGCCGAGUUUAACAACCGCGCGAUCGGCUUCGUCUGGUGGCAGCAUCAGGUCAAUGCCUCUUCAUGAACCCAGCUUUGAGCCGACCUUCGAGCCAACAUUUGAGCCUUCUACUGCAAAGGAAGGUUCUAUGGCCGAAGCCGAUUACGUUGAAGCUUUGAAGAAGGCAGAGGCCGCGUAUACCAGCACUACCAAGUCUUCAGAAGAUCGCGGCGAAGUCCUACUCGACAUACAGACCCAGAUUCGCUCGUUCAAGCUCCAGCAAUUGAGUUUCCCGGCCUCGAUCGCCGCUGCUUAG